AUGACUACAAAUCCAUUUGUUGUUCGUCGUGCCACUAGCAGUGAUAGUGAUGCAAUCGCUCAACUUAGUCGACAGACAUGGCGUGAAACGUAUCUGGAAGAUUUGGCUCUACCUAUUCCUGAUCAUGAUGUUGAAUCUUAUUUGCGCACUGAGAAAAGUUCACAGUGGUAUGCAAAUAAAAUUGCGGAUCCACAGGAAGCGACUUGGGUGAUGGAAGAUACAACGACCGGAGAGAUCGUUGCCUUUCUCAUCGUCGGCCGAUGUGAAGUGCCUCAUCCAGAAUUUUCUCGAAAUAGGGAUGGGCAAAUCGAGUAUUUAUAUGUCCGACGUGAUCGACAAUCACAAGGAUUUGGAAAACAAUUAAUGAAUAUCGCUUUGUCAUGGCUGGAAGAGCAAUUUCCCGAACGGCCUGUGUGGCUGACAACAUUAGCUUGCAAUCUGAAGUCACAAAAGAUGUACAUGAAUUACGGGUUUACUACAGUCGGUGAAUUUAUUUCAAAGGUUGGAAAUACAGAAAGACAUUUCAUCGUUAUGCGACGAGAGAGUCGCUCCGCUAUUCAAAAUCUUUGUUAA
Molecule: messenger RNA, 573 nt
Organism: Adineta ricciae
Lineage: Eukaryota; Metazoa; Rotifera; Eurotatoria; Adinetida; Adinetidae
Source: the annotation of a GenBank genome assembly